AAACGGAAGUUGGAGGAACUAUGAAUGUCAAAUUGUAGCAUGGUGUGCAGCGUCUUUGGAUUAUCCAGGAGAAAUAAAAACAAUACAUAAUGUCAGGCUGCGGUUUACUUCGGAUAGCGUUGUCAACAAAGUGCAUGCAAAGUAGUGUUACAACGCUUUUGAACCCGACAAAUAUGAUAAAUAGAAUGCAAACAUGUGGAUAUGCUAAGAAAGUUGUGGCCAAAGGAAAAGGUAAGGGGAUGGUGAAGGACGAACUAUCAGGUCCAGAUGUGUGUAAAGACCCAGCCAGACUUGUAUCUUAUGCAGUGGGAGCCAACAUCCUCAAACAAGGGGAAGACCCCAAACUGAAGCCUGAUGAGGAAUACCCUGAGUGGUUGUUCCAGUUAAACUUGGGAAAAGCAAAAACAGUACAUGAGCUGGAACCCGACACCUGGGAGUAUUGGAAACGUCUGAGGAAGGAGAACAUUUGGCGCAACAACAGACUACUAAAAGGGAAGAAGUUGUAGGCUUCAGUGGACUAACGGGGGCAUCUUCCUGUGCUGCAAGGCGCUUCAUACUCUGGACUGAAUUACCAAGAAAGUGAUACAAUCAACGUUCAGAGCUGAUGUCCAGAUUAGGCAGCCUCACUUACGAAACAUGCCGUGUUGAUGCUUUUUGAAAUGUGAGAGAAAGUUGAUAACUGUUUUAGAACAUGUGUCCCCGAAGCUCAGCACUGGCUGUUUUUUAGACAAGGAAGCAGAUAAUUUCUUAAACUAAACAUGAAUGAAGGGGACCACUGUGAGCUCAUUAAAAAAAUAAAAUAACAUUAAUAACAUUCAUAGCAACAUGGAUGUGGAAUUUCAUUGGAAACAGAAGUUGAUAAAGUUGUAUUACAGCAAACUCCACUUUCAUAACCCGUCAAACAUGAUCCUAUACUUUAUAUGUUAUAUAUCACAGGAUAUUCAUAUAAUUGAAAGCGCUAAGGUAACCCAAAAAGCAGAAGUUACCUAUACCUCAUUGGAAAUGUUUGUUUUCUUUCCAUAAAUCACUUUGUUACCUUGGAGUCAUAUAUAACAAAUAAAUAUGAAUGAAUAUCCAAA
Messenger RNA from Cololabis saira (Pacific saury), 1079 nucleotides. It is a transcript of the gene mrpl54, whose product is annotated as mitochondrial ribosomal protein L54. Bases 90 to 506 code for a protein of 138 amino acids. The transcript has 3 exons. Lineage: Eukaryota; Metazoa; Chordata; Actinopteri; Beloniformes; Belonidae. Gene Ontology annotation, molecular function: structural constituent of ribosome. The record is from RefSeq and is a predicted model, not a curated record. Gene Ontology annotation, cellular component: mitochondrial large ribosomal subunit.